Molecule: messenger RNA, 6837 nt
Organism: Odocoileus virginianus texanus
Lineage: Eukaryota; Metazoa; Chordata; Mammalia; Artiodactyla; Cervidae
Source: RefSeq, a predicted model, not a curated record
GGAUGGCAGAGGUGUGUGGAAGGCACCUGUGUGCCCCUGCUGACGAUUUUUUUUUUUCCUUUAUGCUGAAGGGUCGAUAAUAUCUGAGGGGCGGCGGCGAAUCCCCGCGCGAGCCCAGGGUGUCAGAGGCAGGGGCAGAAGAAACAAAGUUCCCGGGGCUUCUCCGAGGCCGCUGUCCGGGUCGUCAGUUCGGCCUCCCCCUCCUCGGCGAGGCAAUGGCUUCCAAACUCCUGCGUGCGGUCAUCCUUGGGCCGCCAGGCUCAGGCAAGGGCACCGUGUGCCAGAGGAUAGCCCAGAACUUUGGCCUCCAGCAUCUCUCCAGCGGCCACUUCUUGCGGGAGAACAUCAAGGCCAACACGGAAGUUGGUGGUAUGGCAAAGCAAUACAUAGAGAAAGGCCUUCUGGUUCCCGAUCAUGUGAUCACACGCCUCAUGCUGUUGGAGCUGGAGAAUAGGCGCGGCGAGCACUGGCUACUUGAUGGUUUUCCUCGAACAUUAGUUCAGGCUGAAGCCUUGGACAGAAUAUGUGACCUGGAUCUAGUGAUCACUUUGAAUAUUCCAUUUGAAACGCUCAAAGAUCGUCUCAGCCGACGUUGGAUUCACCCUCCCAGUGGGAGGGUAUAUAACCUGGACUUCAACCCACCUCAUGUACAUGGGAUUGAUGAUGUCACUGGUGAACCAUUGGUCCAGCAAGAGGAUGACAAGCCUGAAGCAGUUGCUGCCAGACUAAGACAGUACAAGGAUGUGGCAAAGCCAGUCAUCGAGUUAUACAAGAGCCGAGGAGUGCUCCACCAAUUUUCGGGAACCGAGACUAACAAAAUCUGGCCCUAUGUUUACACACUUUUCUCGAACAAGAUCACACCUGUUCAGUCCAAAGAAGCCUACUGAGCCUGCGCAGUGGAAGAACCAGGAAGAUAUGGUCAUUCGUUCAAUUGUGUGUGUAGUAUUGGUGCCAUGUCCCAGUUAGCAGCUAGCCGAGAUAGCUUGCAGUGUCUUUUCUAGUUUAAAUGGUGAACAGACAUGAAAACUAAUGAAUAGAAUGAGUUAAUGAUGAGGCUCUUCUCUGCCUUUCUAAAAGAGGGGCCACCUACACGUGUUUAAGAUGUCCCUGCACAUGUCUCAAGUUCUUUAUAAGAAUGGAAGCAACAUAGGCUGGAUUCCAAGUGGUGUAUCGCCCAGCUCUAGCUGAUUUUCCACGGCCAGGUUGUUGCCAUAGUAGCUCUUUCACACGUGAUGGUGCUGCUCCUGGUUCUCCCCAGCCCCUAAAGGCUGUUGAAACAUAGCACCAGGAGGCCUGAGAAUGCCAGGGGCUAUAGCUGCCUUUGUCCUGGUUCUCUGGCAUCUGCCCUCCUGGUGACAGUGGGAUUGAAACAGUAGCUCUCAGUGAUUGCUUCUCUGGCCUUGAGUGACUGUCCACAGUUCAUUUUUUUUCUGUUAGGAAUGACGCCUUCUCUGCAUCCGUACUCCAUUGAAUCUUUUUCAGACAUCCUAGAAUGAAAGGACUUGGCUUCUACUACUUUUAUUAGACACCUGUUUUCUCCCUCCCUAGACUAUUGAGUAAUAUUGUUCCUGCUUUUAUCCCUCUCAAAUUCCUGUCUGAGAGCUGAGAGCUGGGGGACGAUGUUCGGUCUCGUUACGCACCAGGAACUGAACUGUGUAGAGGGUCUACUUAAACUGUUGGUCUGACUCUCGUGAGUUGACACUGCUCCUUUCUUUUAUUGUGGCAAAAUAAAACCCUAAGAGUCUUUGGGAAACUCAAAAACUGGGAAAUAUUCACCUCCAUAAAUGUUGAAAGAUUGUGUCUAUGUAUAGAGUAAAUAAGACCGUAUGGAAUUACUGGACUGAAAGAAUAGUUUAGCUUAUAGUGAAGACAAAAAAAUAUAUAUUUUGAAAAUGCUGCUAAAUAUUGAUGCUGACAGUGUUUUUCUCUUGUGAGUGACCCAAGCAUAUUAUAAAUAGUUGGUAAAGGGAAUGGAGCCUAUGGGGUCAAGGAAAAUGUUGCACGUAGCUGUGCCUAGACUCAUGAUGACAGCUUUAUGAUUAUGGGAUUUGAUAAAAUUGUAAUUUUUUAUUCUAUUCCAAAGAUGCUUUCUAUAGGGUGGCCAUUAAGUCUAGAAAUAUAGAUCAUACUAUUUUGUCAUUCAUUAGAAUAUAGUAUCAAUAAACCAUUUAUUAAGGAUUUGCCUGGUUUCCAGACUUGAUGGCCACUAAUGCUCGCCCCCCUCUGGGAACGACAAUGAAAUUUAUUCCUGUUGCCUUAAAAAUAUUCCUCUUCAUGUAUCAUGAUUGUACCAGCGAGGGUCCUUUACUAUUUCCAGGAGUGACUUCUGUGUAACUCUUGAUACUGCUGAGAAAACAAAAGCCUUUCAGCAUAGGUGAUGUUGGAACACAUUAUUUAUUUUCUGAAGAUGUCGCAGUGAAUUUCCAGCUGUUCACUGACCCAUGAAUUCUGUGUGGUAGCCAUGCAUCUUCUCUACAAACACUGCCCCACUCUGGCCAGUCCCUCUCGUUUUGUCCCUUCAUGUGAAUGUUCUUUGGUUCCCUUAGUGGAAACACAGACCAGUUUCCUCCUCAUCUUCUGAAUCCAAGUGAAGUAAGAUUAUUUACUUUCUAGGAUUAUGCAGUUAAAAUGCCCAGUUCAGAUUUGUGAAACAUCAGUGCAUGAUGUUUUUCUUUUGAGAAGAGUUGUGUUUGAUUGCCAGUUGAUGGGGAUAGGGUGAAAAUCAGACAUGCAGAUACAGCUCAGGUUUCCAGGGGAACCAGGCAUAGAGAAAAACAAGUCUUAUAUGAGGAAAAUUACACAAUUUAGAGUGGUUUUGCCAUGGAGACAAUUUCCAUAAAGUAGGAAAAGUAGAAAGUUAAGGUUAUUAUAGGGAUCAUUCAGGAGAGGAAAGUGUGUGCUUUUUUGGAAGCAGAAAAAUCUUCAAAACUUUCCUCACUUCUGUUGAUGUUUAGCAGAUGCUCCAAUGUAAUCAUGGGCUUUGGAGUUUUGGGAAGAGGUAUGGGAAAUGGCCUUGGUGAUCCCUGACUCCAUACUCUGCUCCUUCAUCCUUCCGUUGGUUCUCCCUUCCAGCAAAAUAGACGCUUAAAGCCAGCCGCAGAGUCGCUCAAUGCAUCUCACUAGUGUGUGCUAUUUCUGAGGUUGCCCUGCAGUAGAGGGCAGUCACCUUUGCUAGGUGAGACCAUAAUGAAAGCCACAUGGUGUUUCCAUGGGCUUUUGAAAGAUGAUGCUUGUUUGAUGAUGUUUGAUAGCCUAAAAAAAAUGUUUCUGGUUUUCUUCAACAAAGUCUAGCUUUUCCUUCAAUGAUUUUGCACUAAAAUAAAAUAAAAUUUUCUUGAAAAUAUUUUGACCAAGAUAAAAUUAAAGGGAUCUCUUAGUUUUCCUUCUACUGCCACACGUGAGGUUCCAUCAAAGCAAGGCACAAAGAGUAGUUUGGGUGGUUUCUAAAAUUCUUACAUAUCCCUGCCUUCUCUGAUUCUAGCCAGCUCUGCAUUCAUUUUGCUUUCUCUUAUCCCCACCAGCUUCAGCUUUAGAACUUGAAAGCACUGCUGUGUUUCAUAUACUCUAACACUAAAGCAAACAUAUAAUAGGUACUGUUUAUUGAAGGCCUGCUGAGUGUCAUGUGUGUACAGUUUUAGGACAUUUGCAAACAUCUCAUUUAAUGUUGCCAGCAUCUUUGAGAUAGGCACGAUCCCGUGUUUAUAAACAAAGCGAGGGUCGGCAGAGUAAAGCGUCGUGCCCUGGCUUCUGCUGCCAAUGUGCAGUGUAGACAGACUUGAACCCGGGUUUCCUGGCUCUGCUCCUAGAUGUUAACUCCCUGCAUCCUGUCUCAAGGAACACAGGGCUCUGAGCUUGCUUGUAUUUCCAAGUGGCCUCACAUCCAGAAUGGCGGUGUUCACUCUGGUGACAUCCACCUCUGUAUGAGAGUGUUCCUUUUCCUUUUUCCCUUUUGCUUAAGCAAAGGAAGCUGCCAGAGGAGAGUCUGAGCCCUUGAUCAUCUGUAACUGCUCACUUAAAAGUAAAAUGAGGGCUUCCCUGGUGGUUCAGCUGGUAAAGAAUCUACCUGCAGUGCAGGAGACUUGGGUUUGAUCUCUGGGUUGGGAAGAUCCCCUGGAGAAGGGAACUGCUACCCACUCCAGUAUUCUGGCCUGGAGAAUUCCAUGGAUUGUAUAGUCCAUGGGGGUCGCAAAGAGUGGGCCAUGACUGAGCGGCGCUUACUUUUGUACGUAAGUAAAAUGAAAGACUGUCUAAGUAGGCCUGGCUCGGGUCCAGGCUACUCUGUGGCAGCGGCAAGCUCAUGGUCCUCACUUGUUCUCUCGGUGUCCAUGGUUUCGUGGCCCCGAAGGGACCUUGGUGCUUGUGCCACCCCAGCCGUGGUGCUCACACACUCCCCUAGACUCCUGGGAGCCCUCCAGACACUGCUCAAUACUUUAUUUCCCUGACAUCAGAACAAAUGACUCCCUUGCCUCUACCCCCAGACGUGGCCCCCAUAGAUCUUUCCUGCAGUGCUAGUCGGUGGACGGAUGGUGAUUGAGCUCCUAAUCCAGGGUCAUCCUAGACUUUAAUAUCAUCCUCCCUGUGUGACAUUGCACAUUAACAUGGUCCUGAAUGCCACAUCCACAUCUUUGCCUGCCCUCUGAUGUGGUGGCACUGCUUAUCGCUUACAGUUCUGGCAGAAAUGGCUUCCCAUCUCACCUGCCUUCUCCAGGGUGACUCAGUACCUUCCAAUAGCUCAGCUCAGAUGAGCUCCAGCUUCAUCCAGGGUGUGCCCCUCUCUUUGGUAGGGAGGGGAAAAGGUAAGAAUAGGCACAGGCGAUGGAGGAUUCUUGGGAGACGUGAUGCUGUGGCCUCUCCUGCCAUUUCUAGGUUGAGUUUUUUUCUUUUCUGGCCACACCAUGAAGCAUGCAGAACUUACCCAACCAGGAAUCGAACCUGUGCCCUCUGAAGUGGAAGUGCGGAGUCUUAACCACUGGACUGCCAGGGAAGCCCUAUAGGUUGUUGAUAAAUUCUGAUAGAAAGAUGCCUAUGUAAACCCAUAAAUAGAGUUUUUAUACUUUUUAAAUCACUGGAAACUGAGUUCAAUAUCUGAUUUUGGUUAUUUGUUUAAAGAAGUUUUAACCACCUGCUUGUGGUGUGUGUGUGGGGCAGGGAGGGGAGGGAGAAGUCUUUGCUUAAAUCAUAAAGACAGCAAAUUUCCAAGUAUGUUCAGGUAUCAGAAGGGCUUGGUAGUCACUGUUUAUUGGUGCUAUGUGCACUCCAUCCAUUAUCUAAUUAAAUCCUCAAUAAUUAGCCUAUGUAAUAGUAUUAUCUCAAUUACCUUGCCGCCUCGUGUUUUAAAACUGAAAUGCUCCUGUUUACUUAACCUUUUCCUAUAUGUAUAGGAAUUAAUCAGGAAAUUCAAAAAGGCUUUUUUUGUGUUUUUCUAGUUUGAGCUCCCUAUUCUCAUGAAUAGAUGAAGCAGUGUAUUUGCUCCCACCUGGAAUCUUUGCUUUUGGCCCUAGUGCCGAGACCGGAAAUGGGCAUCAGUGGGUCCUGGUGGUAGCCGCACGCUGUGUAUACAGAGGACAGGGUUUCAUCUGUCUUCUGCUGGGUCACAGGGUCUCGGGAGGCAUUCAUAUCUACCUGGUGGACGUCAUGUAUUGCUUUUCACUUAAUAGACAAUAUCUUUUCUUGCUGCAGUAAUUUUGCCAGAAAGGCAAUUCGUAAGACAGAGUCAUGUCUAUAGUAUGAAUUGCAUUCUAUUCCCCUCCAUUUUCAGUAACUCCCUCGUCUGUUUGGUGUUUCAGAAGAGGAACCCAGUAACAAACACCUUUUCAUGUGGGAAUGUGGUCUGGUCAUAAGGUUCCUUUCCUUAUAUAACUGACCCAGUCUGGUUUCCAGAUGCAAAGUGUGCAAGACCCAGAUGAUGGGGAAACCGUGAAGCCGUAUUUCAACUGUGAGGAAAAUUUGCUUCCUGCGUCUGUUGAGAUAUAAUUACAGUUGCUGAUAAAUGCCAUACCUUAUCUUUCUUUUAACAAAUUGCACGAUUCUUGCCAAAAUAAAUGUCAUUAUCUGUAUGCUUCAGGAAAUUCCCUAAAUUGGUGUGUGUGUGAGAGAGAGAGAAAGAGAGGUGGUGUGUGUUUUGGGGGCAGGGGGGUGGGGGAGUGGUGGAUAUAUUCAUUCCUUCUUUGGUGAUAAUUAGGCUAUUCUAUAAAGCACAGUGUCAUUUUUGAAAUAAAAGAUUUCCUGUUUAAACACAUGUCAAAAGAGCAUUGUACCUUGAAGAUUCUCACUGGGAUUGAUGUGUGUCUAAUUUCAUUUCAUAAAACCUUUCUCUUGAGACAGAAAUGUGCUAAAUAAAAACAAAGUUUUGUGUUUAAUUUAGAGAAGAAUAAAGGGAAGAAAAAUGAAAACUCAAUCUUUGUGUCAGCCCCAAGGUGUCAGGCAUAGAAGGCUUUCCUAGUUUUAUGAGAAUUUGUACUACUGAUUUUUAUAUAUUCUUGUUUUUGAGACGAGUAGAUCUCGGGAAAUUGUUGCAUUACAAUGGCAUUUCACUGUGAUUCGUCUCAAGCUCAAAUCAGUUCUCUAACCUAAUGACAACUCGCCUCUGGUUUACUCUCCUGUGAAAUGUCAGCUCCAUUUUCCCAGAAGUCGUGUGUUUACAAUGAGUCAGUGCUUUUCCUCAGUGUGGAAGUUAUCAGUCCUUUUGAUUUUGGUGUAUGUGCUUAAUUCAAAGUAUCUAAACCUGUAGUCUAAUCUGUACAUGCUCUGUUAAUUGUGUUAUUGAUGAUUUUAUCUGGCUUGAAGAUUGACUCAUACUUUUUAAUUUGAUAGAAAUAAAGUUUUUUCUGCUUAUAA